This is a messenger RNA of Pecten maximus, 7569 nucleotides long. RefSeq names its product talin rod domain-containing protein 1-like. Lineage: Eukaryota; Metazoa; Mollusca; Bivalvia; Pectinida; Pectinidae. Gene Ontology annotation, molecular function: actin binding. The record is from RefSeq and is a predicted model, not a curated record. The coding region runs from base 730 to 1833 and encodes 367 amino acids. The transcript is spliced from 2 exons.
GUAUCUUGCAUAUCUGCGAAGGUAACAAUAACCGUCCAGGACAGAACUUGUAAGAUGUAUCGGCCUCAUUGUUGUGGUGUUUUGAAAGGUUGGUGAAUAAACAAAAAGGAUCAAAUGUAUUAUUUUUGGCGGGAUAUCCUUCUAUGCGGUGAUACGGAUUUUAGUAUUAACCGCCGGGAGAAUUAACGAGAUCGCUCGCGAGAUCUCAUCACAUCAACUUCCUGUUGAAAAUUAGCCACGCCUUUCAGUUCAAACUAUAAAACUUUACAACAAAUUCAAGAAGAAUUCUUACGUUGAAAAACAUAUUGCAAUGACCGCGGAUGAAUCGCAUGAUUACAGAAAGAAGCAUGCUAACUCCUUCAACUGUUCGUAAAGUUAGGGGACUGAAAUACACCAAGUAUACAUGGAAAGAUGUGGGAGGCUGACUUUGUUUACGUACAGCGAACAGUAAUCCAUGAAUGAUGUCGGUAUUUGUGUGAAGACGUACACGAUAUGUGAAGCCACAUUAACAUUUAAAAUGCUUACAUUGGAUGUUAGCAGGAUAAAUGACAUGCAAUCAAACAAUCGAGCAUUAGACAAGUUAUGAGAUUUUAAUUUAAUCACUUUUACAUAGGUCGUCUUUGUUACAUUAUCAAAAACUUUUUGCCUAGUCUGUAUUUAAAGAUUUUUUACGUUUUUUUUUUACAUUUUCUUUUAUUUGUUGGUGCUUAUUAAGUUUUAUGUAAUGAAAUGAAUAGUGGACAUUCGCGUGCGAUCGCAAAUACUUGCGAACGAAGUCAGACUAAACUUCAGAUGAUAGCAGAAAUGUUGCUUCUGUCUUGUGAGGCCCGUCCAUUACGAUCAUGUUUUUCUAGUCAAAUUGUUAGUCCGUCCUACCUCCACGAGAGAAUUUCAGCCACUGUGAAAACCAUCAUGACUCUGAUGAAGGCAAUCCUAGCCCAUGUACAUAUGAUCUCCACCAAAUGGCUCGAGAUAUGUGAAGGACUUCAGGAAUUGAGUUCUACGACAAUCAACUUGAUUGAACUAUGCAGUCACACUGCCUACCUAGUUGCCGUGGAUUUUCCCGGCUGUGAACUGGCAGAGGAUGGACUUGUUGACAAAUACACUGUACUGUUGUCAGGCUUAGAAAUUAAGAUAAGCUGCAACAGACUGAAGCGUGCACGGAUAGAAGAUUUAACCCCACAGCUUAUAAUAGAUCUGUGUUCCAAUAUCUCACGUCACAUCUCCGUAAUAACGGAUAUAUGUCGUCUGGCAGGAGAAUCUGUUGAGGAGGAAAGCACAGCAGAUCAGUUUAAGCUUUGUGUAAAAAGUGUGACUUGUGCUGCAGGGUGCCUAAUAGCCAGUAUCAAAUCUUAUAAGUCGCAUCCUAGCAACACGCAUCAUUCCAGGGUGAUCGUUUUCUGUGAGCCUGUUCUAGCAGCAUCCAAUGCACUCGUCAGUUUUGCUACAGAGGAUGAUUUUACAGGAAAGCAAGCUCUACUUACAUCGAAGGCAAGAGAUACACAAAAGGCUAUACUAGGAUCCUGUAUGAGUAUCGUGUCGGCCUGCAUCCAGCUCAGCAAGACGGUUCGAGAUCUUGUGUAUGACGUCAUGAAGCCACACCACAGAGAGAAACUCCACAUGUGUACAAAUUCUGUUGAGCGUGCUUCGUCAAAAUUGCACGACCUCUUGGAUCAACACAGUAUUAAUGAAAGAGCCCUAGAAUUAUGUAAGGAAAAGGACAGGGAAAGCCCUAAAGAUGUGUUGGGGGAAGGUGAUGACAGUUACCAUAGCGACAGUGCUUCUACCUCCACUGUAUCUGAAAACUCCGGAAACUCAACAGCGUCAAGAUGAUGUAGUAGUAUUUAGACAUCUCCCUCCGGCCUUCCACAUCUCACAAUCCCUCCCUGACUCUACUAUUUCUUACUUCCUUUUCUCGUCUUGUCACUCUACCAACCCCCUCUCUCCAAUUUCUCUUUUCUUUUUUCAUUCCCUCACUCUACCAACCCCCUCUCUGUCCUAUUUCUCUUUUCCUUUUUUCUUUCUCUCGCUCUACCCUCCCCUCUCUGUCCUAUUUCUCUUUUCCUUUUUUCAUUUUCUCACUCCACCCUCCCCUCUCUAUUUCUUGUUCUCUCACUCUACCCUCCCCUCUCUCUAUUUUCUCUUUUCAUUUUUUCAUUCUCUCACUCCACCCUCCCCUCUCUAUUUCUUGUUCUCUCACUCUACCUUCCCCUCUCACUAUUUCUCUUUUCAUUUUUUCAUUCUCUCACUCAACCUCCGCUCUCUCUCCUAUUUCUCUUUACUUUUUUUCAUUCUCUCACUCGUUCCCUCCCCUCUCUCCUAUUUCUUGUUCUGUCAAAAAUGUUAGAUCAAUUUCUGUUGUUCAGGGGACGGAAACUUGGCCUAACUUAUACCUUCUCUUUAUCCCUCCAACAUUUCUUCAAAACUCUUUCCCUUUUUGUGUUCCUUCCUUCUGCUCCACAUUUGGCAUAUUAAAUGUUUGAUAAUCAAAUUUAAGUGAUUUUUUUUUGUAUCUUGAGAAUUUCAAUGCUUGCAUGUACUUCUCUAUAACUCACUGUAAUUACAUGUUAUCAAAUGUGCUGUAAAUUUUAUAUUGAUGUGUAAAGAACUCGCUCAAAAUAGAAACUGUUUACACAAAUCUACCAGUAAGAUGAUAUAAUUACGGUAUGCUUAUCACUCAUUUUGGUUACAAAUGUUAUUGUAUACUGUUUUACACAGACUUGCCACAAAUUCCCAAAUGAUGUCCAUAUAUAUGUGUUAUGUACGUACACACACACAUAUAUAUAUACGUACAGUGUGUAUAUAUAUAUACAGAGGGCCCGCAGUGGCCGAGUGGUUAAGGUGUCCCAACACUUAAUCACUAGCCCUCCACCUCUGUGUUGCACAUUAUAAACCUAUUUGGGUCUGUUGCCAGGUACUGACCGUAGGUCUGUAUUUUUCUCCAGGUACUCUUGCUUUCCUCCAUCUCCAAAACCAGGCACAUCCUUAAAUGACCCUGGCUGUUAAUAGGACAUUAAACACAAACAAACAAACAAAUAUAUAGAGUAAAACAUGUGGGUACUUUGUGCAUCAAUUAAAUAGUUGCAAAUAUAACUUCAACAGGACAACUGUUGUGUUUUCCUUGUAGUGACUUGAACUGUAAAAACAAGAAAAUAUUUUACGUUAUAGUUUGCCCAACAUUUAAAAAACAUUAUAUCGGCCAAACAGGGAAUAUGCUAAGGGAGAGAGUUCAGGUACACAAACAACAGUUGUGUAACCCGGAAACACCCAAAAUUCCACUUACCGGGUAGUGAACACCUUGAUAAUUGUGGCAAAGGGACAGUCUGUGUAUAUAUAUAGCCCUUUUACAAAAUGGUGGAUACUUGUAUCACUAAAAGACUUUGCUAGGAAGAAAUGUAAGUGCAAAUAUUUAAACCGAAAUUGAAUGCAAAUUGAUUUUUGUUAAAAUAUUUAAACCGAAAUUGAAUGCAAAUUGAUUUUUUUUAAAUGUUUACUUUCUCAAACAACACUAAACGUUCACCAAACUAAUGUGAUAACACUUUAAUUAGUAACGUUCUCUCCCCAGGUGUUAUAUUGUAUGUGACUUCAUAAUGUGGUAACCAAAACCUUAAAUAAAUGGAUCGCCUGAAGAUGGCCAUUAGGCCUGAAAAUGUUAGCGAAACACAACAGUUGUCAUGUUGAAUUCAUAUUUUUCAACUAUAUAUAUAUAAUUAUAUAAAAAAUUUAAAAAAAAGAUAAGACUUUGCCAAUGUUUAAAGUCAAAUAGUUAUUUCUCAAAUCUUAUAAGUCAAAUAAUUCUCAGACCUGAAGGGUUAAAACAUAUUUGUCAAAUAGACAUGUCCCUUUAAUCUUCGAGGUCAAAUCUCAUUUUGGAGAGACAAAACUACUCUCAAGGGUCUACUGGAAGUCCUGAUUUUGCCUCAAUCAUUUUAUUUCAUUGUGAUUAGAACAAAAAUAAGGAUUGACCAAUAACACUGUCAUUGGUAAUAGGACCGUUGUUUGUGCCAGGCCCCAUUCGGAUCAUCCUUGGGUUGGCUAUACCUGGGGGGAAAAAAAAACGAGGAGUUACGGAUGUACCAGGUCCCUGUAAUCAUUGUUUAUCAAUAUUGACUUCCUGGGCCAAAGGAAAAUGUUUAUGAAAGAAAACUCUAAAACUAGUCUCGGUGUAUUAAGUGCCAUAUAUUUUUUUCCGAAUGUUUAAUGGGAGUUACUGCCCCUUACGUAUGUGCGUCACCUGAUAUUUCCUUUUUAGGAUUUCAGUAGAGAGAAUAGAUUUCUAUAUGUAGUGACAAAUUGAACUUAGAGAAGAUUAAUAUGAUACCUUGGUAUACAUCAUUUGACACACGACCAAUGCCACUUGACACACUACUGAUGUCACUCGACAUACUUUUGCUGCCACUCGACAUACGACUGAUGCCGAUUGACACAAGAUUGAUGUAUUUCGACACAUGCCCGAUGUCACUUGACACACUACUGAUGCCACUCGACAUGCGGCUGAUGCCACUUGACACACGACUGAUGCCACUCGACUUACGACCGAUGCCACUUUACACACGACUGGUGUCAUUUUACACAUGACACAUGUCCCUCAGCACAAGACGAUGUCACUUGACACAUGACUGAUGUCACUCGACACACGACUGAUGUCACUUGAUGUAUAAUAUCAGGUAUAUAAUAAAAAUUGCUGUAUCAUCACUUCAGUAAUAUUCACUAGGUAAGCCAAACAUGUACCUUGCUCUGCAAUCAAGAAUGAAAAGGCCAUUCCAUACUCAUUACCGGGUAAUAUAUCGUUUGUCCAUAGGCCUCCUGUUUGGUAUGAUAUACUGUAACUAAUGACCUAUACAUUAAUAUACAUGUAUAUCGCAAUAUAAACAUUUGUAAUAGACAUAUUUGGGUGGUGCAAUUUUUAAACGAACAUUAAUGUCUGUUUAUUUAAUGUCAUUAAGUGUUGUAUUUGGUGCUCACUUUACCGUAUUGUAUAUAUCCUUGAUACUCGAGGAAUAACAUUUACAUUUACAAAGCGCCCCUGGAAUGUAUGUCGCGGCAAAAUUGAUGGCACAUUCAAAUUCACCGCCAUCUCGUGAACUUUUGAUCUUGAGGAAAUCAUAGUCAUGUGCCAUUUAUUUUGUAAUGAUAUUUCCAGGGAUGCAUAUCUAGACUACAAGUGUGAAAAUGAAUUUAACCCGAGAUAAACUCAAUGGUUUAUGUACCAUGUGAUCUGUAACAUUAAACUCAACGGUUUAUGUACCAUGUGAUCUGUAACAUGUGAACGGGUUUAUUAAUCUGGUUUCAAAAAUUUUCUAUUUAGUUUUCCAGUUUUGCAGGGUAUAAAACUAAUACAGAAUUGCACAUGAGCAUUAUUUGAUAUGAUCUGGGAUCUAUUAAAAGAUUUUUCGAUAAUUUGAUAUACAUUAAUAAGUCAAGUUUAAUAGAUUAUUUUCGUAAUUUAUUUGUAAUGGUGGUUUAUCUUAUCAUUAAUAAAUGAAGUUUGAUAAAUUCCAUGAUACAAGCUCCUACUUAUUACAUAACUCAUUAUAAGAAAAUAAGGAACAUUUUUACUUACGAGAAAAUAGUGGAACUUUCAGAGUUACUUCCCUUUAAGGAAGACUAAUUUUAAAUUGGACAGUACAAUCAUGUGGCAUCAUGUAGAUGUCAUAUAUUUAUGGCGUCACAAUAGUAUUAUUACGUGUGUCUUACAAUAUUUAUGACAUUGCUCUAUGAUAUGACAGAACAGGCCAGUAAUUUCUAAUCAUCACAAUUUUUCUACUCAGCAUCACAUGAAUUGUCCCAAUGAAGAACAUUAGAAAAGUAACCUAUACGGUUGUGUUUUAAAAUCAUCUGUUUUGUGAAGGCGAAAAUAAUAACUGUUUGUUAAAAAACUUGAGCAGAUUAAAUUUCAAUGUUUUUUUUUUGUUUUUGUUGUCCCCUUGAGUAACUUGUCAUCAUUAUUCAUUAAUUAGUUCAGAAAAGUGAAGAAAAAUAAUUCAAUUGUUAGUGAAAAGAAUGUUCAAUCAUUUGUUUGUUUACUCUCAAAUAGAAGACAUCUUUAGUAUAUAUUAAGAAAAGGUUGCUUGAAAAUAUCUCAAGAUAAUAAAAAAAAGUUUUGUGGUUAAAAAGUUUUGAAAUAUUUACCUCAUAUUUUCCAUGUUUAUUUGUGGUGGCGACAGUAAAUUGUAAACGACUGUUAAAUAUCUGUGUUGAAGUAUUAUAUACAUGUACCUCACUUUUAUACGAUAGGCUUAAAUGAAUGCGUGAGAUAACAAAUGUUAAUUCCAGGAUUCUUUUGGUAUAUUACUGUAUUUAUCUAAUAUUAAGCCAAUUAACAUCUGGCAAUAAGAACACACGUGCACAUUUACAUUGAAAUUUGGUAUAUUGCUAAAUGUGUUAUUUCAUUUUACUAAAAAUUAGGCCCACAUUAUCGACAGAAGACGGUAACAGUGGAGGUAUCAUAAAAUGUAAAUGCGGAAUUGACUUAGAAGGAAUAAUCUGCCAGGGCUAUAUGUUGCCAUUUAUUACAGUUCUUGGUUCCUUUUAAUUAGCCCACUACGUGUGAAAUGGGGGGACUAUAGGUUUCUUGUCCGUCUCUCCGUCCAUUCAGUUUUCUGUACUUUUUCAGCCAUGCUUCAAGGUAUGUUUAAUUGGUGAAAGUAUGUAACUUCAGUAUGAGUAGCUACAAAUCAAGUUCGUAUUUCAGGGUUUUUGGGUCAAGGUCACUGUUACAUUUUUUUAGCGGGAGCCAGUAGGGGACAUGUAUUGCUUCAGCAAUACCCAGCAUGCUUGUUUUUAUUUUAUUUAAAAAAAAAAAUUUAAUUUUUUUUUUUUUUUGAAAUUGUGGGGAAUUAUAUUUCAAAUAUAUGUUGAAUGCUAUGUACAAAUUGUGUAAUAUGAUGUGUUCAGUAAGAGUUAUAAUGAUUUCAUGAAUAUUUAUAAGACAUAUUGUUCUUUGAUAAACAUGUACAUAUAAUUCAAAAUAUAAGUUCAGGUUUAUGAGGACUACGUACAUGAAGAGGUUGGUGCAAGAUCUAUAGCAAUAAACAGCAAUAUUUGGUCCCCAGUAGUUUUGUCAAUAACAUUUUCAAUUUCUUUUUAUCUUGAAUUUGUUUUAUUUAUUUUCCUGAAAACUUUCUUUUUUUAAUUUUAACUCAAGCAUCAUGGCAAUCAUCUUUUUCGAAGAUUUUGAAAAAAGCAGUAAGAAAGUAUUGUAAUAUAAGGUUGGAUCGAAUAUUUAUAUUCUCGCUUAUAAUACAUUGAUUUCGAAUAUUAGCAAUUCAUUCUUAGGAAUAAUUUUCCUUUUGAUUAAGUAGUUCAGCGAAUGUUGUGAAUUAUUCUGAAACCUCCAAUCUUAUAAUAACUGAAACUGUUAAUAGAAUCUCGGAGAGUCGAUUGAAAUAUUUAUUUUUUUCAUUUUUAUUAUAUUUGUGUUUGUAAACUUCUUUCAAAUGAUAAGAAUUGAUGUAUUACCAAUGACUUGUACAUUAACUCUCACAGAGAUUUGUAUAUGAUAAUUUUUACACUUGAUCUGAGUCGGCUGUAUCAUUAUAAAAACUAUUAAAAUAUCAAUUGAACUAA